Molecule: messenger RNA, 3066 nt
Organism: Anguilla anguilla (European eel)
Lineage: Eukaryota; Metazoa; Chordata; Actinopteri; Anguilliformes; Anguillidae
Exons: 7
Coding region: 849-2414 (521 amino acids)
Biological process (GO): negative regulation of DNA-templated transcription; negative regulation of circadian rhythm
Cellular component (GO): nucleus
Source: RefSeq, a predicted model, not a curated record
GAUUAGCUGGUGUCAGUCAUACUGAGGGGAGGGGUGAGGGGCGUUUUCCAUCUCAGGUUGCGUUUCGGGUCUGCACCGUAGACUGUAGGUCUGCACUUGGUGGCUACACUAGCAGCCUUAUAUCAUUCAGGUAGGGCCGUUCACCGCUUCAGGUAUAAACCUCACGAAGAUGCCUGGUCCAUUCGGCUGGGCGACACGACUGUGGAGAUGAUACGCCACAAGCAAUUCAGUGGAAAAUGUUGUCCUAGCUAGCUAUUUGGCUAGCUGUCUAGCUAAGUAGUUAGCUAGUGUGCUCUGGUGAACGGCAGGGUGACAGUAACGCCUGGGUAGCUAGCUAUCUUGCUAGCUACCAAGCUGAAUGAACUUGCAUUGGCAGGGGAAAAACAGCUUUAACGAAUACAGGAGAUUUGUGAACCAGAAGAGACUCAACCCAAUGGGUGUGCCACAUCAACCAGGGUUUCUUUCAAAACUCUAUCAGGACCGACUCAUUGGAGAUGAACUGUGUGAACAGCCUUGGUGUUGCAUUGAGUAUUACCUGCUUUCAACUGCACAACUUGUAAUUGAAGUAAUUUCCUCAGCUGUCAAACAGGACCAGGAACACUCUCCAGGAUGUAGGCAUACGUGUGUUAAAGAGUACUAUAAAGAGAGAACUACACCGGCAUAACCAGAGAGGGUUCAGUGCAAGAUGCAAACUACUGGUAAGCCCUAAGAACAGAAUGGCCAGGCUUUGAACUGGUCUGACUGGCGCCAUUCAAAACAAGGUCCCGACAUCACCGCACGUUAAAGGGCAGUUUACCCAAAAAUAAAAUGAAGUGACACCUCCCCCCACCCCUCUGGAAAGGACCAGGAUGCCGAAGGAGCAAGCCUGCCUCGGGGAGCGGGUGGCCCGCUCCUCCAGCAAGAAUGCGAAGGACAAGUGCAACAGCGCCGCCCUGCUGGCCUCCCGGGGCAGAGCAGGCAUGGAAGAGGAGGCCAGUGGACGGGCCUCGCGAUGCAGCUCAGAAAAGGAUUCUGGGUAUUCUGAUACGGGGUCAGACUCACUGGAUGACCAGCGCAGCAGUUCGAGUGGGAACUGGAGGGGAGGAGGGGGCGGGGCUGGCAGCGGAGGUGGGGCCAGCAGUGGGGGCAGCACCCCUUCAUCCUGCGCUGGGGAACUCACCCCCAUCUACAUUAUUAAGAACCUGGUGCUGAAACAGCCCCUGGCAGUGCAGUCCAGCUCAGAGCAGCUCCUGCCCGGUCAGCUGACCUGGGGGGGCGGGGCAGGCCACAGCUCCCAGGGCCCUGCCCAGCUCCUCUUCAUCCAGCAGCCGGGCGUAGCCAGCCCCUCCCCCCUGCAUGUCCUGAAGCCCCCGUCCCGGAAGGGUGGUGAGAGGGGGGGCAACAAGAACAGCAAGGGGACCUACCUCCCCAUCCUCAACUCCUACCCCCGCAUCGCGCCCCACCCGAGCAAGAAGACCCCCGAGCAGGGCAAGGGGAGUGGGAAGGUGAGCAUGAGCGAGGGACAGAGCUUGAGCAAGAGGGUGUGCAUGGAGGAGAGGAGAGAGGCGGUGUCCACCACCUCCCAGACGCACAAGCAGCAGCACCACCACCACAAGCAGCAGGACGGCCGACCCCACUCCCACCCGCGUGCCUCCGCCAGCAACUUCCCCCACCCCCAGCGCCACCCGUCACCCUCCCUGCCCCGCCCCCGCCACACCCGGAAGCCACCCGCCGCCUGCCCUUCCGACUCCUGCGGCCUGGGGUCCCCGUCCGUCUCCAGCUCCGAGGCGCCCGAGGCCCCGCCCACCCCCGCCCCCCGCAGCCCGGCCGAAGCGCUGGCUGCGGUCCCCGGCUCCUCGGCCCGCCAGCGGCGCUUCCUCAACACGGUGGAGAUCCUGAGCCAGUCGGGGCUGCUGGACAUCACCCUGCGCACGCAGGAGCUGCUGCGGCAGAGCGCCGCCACCGAGCGCGACAUCGCCCAGCUCCGCCACCACGCCCACCUGCUGUGCCAGGCCUCCCAGGCCGGCCUCCACGCCCCCGCCGCCUGGGACAAGCUGCUGCAGGCCAUGGCCGAGUCCGGCCGCUACCCCAACCUCGGUUGCCUGGCCCUGGAGGUCGGGGCGGGAGCAGGACCGCAGCUAGCGGGGGAAGAGGCUGCCGCUGCCGCCGCCGCCGCCGCCAGGGGCAACGCAACCGCCAACGGGAAGAGCAGCCCAGUCGUCGCUGUCACCACCGUCAACCGCGACAACGAAGCUACCCCGCCUUCCCCUCUCCUUGCCCCCACUCCCGACCCACCCUUAGACUACCUAGAGGAGGUGCUGCUCGUCCCCCCCAGUCAUGCCCAUGCCCCACCUUCAGCCAGGGUCCACAGGGCCAAGUCCCCCCCAGAUAUUGUCAUGCCACCAGACAGCUCCACCAGUGGCUGCCUGCUUUAACACCCACCCAGGAAAGGCCUCGAGGGCCACCCCCCUCACAGAACACUAAACUCAGUGCAGCUCACUUCACUUUCUACUUUAUUGGCUCUUGGUCUGGACACUUGACUGAUGCUUGGAAGCUCUUAGAUAAUAGAGGCGUGUGAAAUUUGAAGGCAACAACAGUGACAUGACAAGUCUGUAGAGUAGAGGAGUAAGUGUAUCUGAUUGGUCCAGAGAGAGUGAACAGGUGAUCAAUGACUUACUGUGUGGUGGGGUGGAGGGCCUUACUGUAUUCACCCCCCCCUUUCUUAAUCUCUCUUUGUACCCCCCCCCCCCCUCCCAGACUGUUCACUGUUCACCACACAGUUUUUUGGUCAGGGGCAUAACAAGGACCUAAAAAAUAUCAAGGUCAUGAGACUCAGCUGGGGUGAGGGUGGGGGGUUAGGCUGCAGUAGAUUCUUUUUUCCCUUUAAUUUAGUCAUUUAAUAAAGGACAAAUUUUAGGGUGUAAAUGCUGUAGGCCUACAUAUGCCUGUAGAUUAGCCUUACAUUUCAGAAAAUCUUAAAGACCAUUGAUUCCCUUCCUAAGUGAAUUGCAACCGAUGUUCUCACGACGGAAUGAAAUUGAAUAUAGGCGUUGGAAAUGGGCAUGAAUAAAAAUACCAAGGACAUUA